AUGCAUCAUUCGUAUACAAGUGGUAAAGGAGACCCUUUGUGUCCUUUGGGUUUUCAUCCACAAGUUCGAUGGCCGACAAGAUGUAAAAGAUGUUUCAGAGAUUAUAAAGAACAUGGUGGAAAAGGGAAAACAUCUGAAAGUGGUUUGGUUAAAGAUGAUAAAACAAGAUCGACGCCGAGUUUGUCAUCUUGGAACACGACAACGACGAGAAAUCGUGAUUUUGGUAGAACAAUUUCAACUGCUUCAAUUACUUCUGAUGUUAAUUCAAAAGAUGAAACAGUUUUUAACGGUCAACACAAACCAACAGAAUUAAACACAAAUUUUAGCACGAGUCAGUCUUUAUCGUCUUCUGCUUGGACGUCGACACCAGAUUUAGGAAAUAUACAAAAUGAAGUAUCGACAACUGUUUCCGUGACAUUACCAAGAAGGAGAAGAAAUGUAACGGAUAAUUUCGACAGUUCGGAUGCCACAAAUAAACCAACAGAAUUUACAAUAAGGAGACGAACGUAUACGACAGAUUUAAGUCAAGUUAAUGUUCAUGAUGAUUCCACGACAGUUGGCGAUGAUAAACAUAAAACAGAUUCAGAUAAGAAAUCAAAAGUAAAAUUAACAGAUAAACAUGAAAUAAAUAAAGGGACACAAGAAACAAAAAUCAGUGGUGGUAAACCUCCUGGAAAGCUAAAAAGGAACACCAUCACCACCACCAACAGCAACGGUUAUGAUUCCAAUAGUGAAUCCCAUGUUAAUCCUGAUGUUGAAUUUAUUUUAAGGGUUAAAGCAUCAAAACAUGAAACUUCAAAAAAGGAAGGAAAUUUGAUAAAACAAUCUUCUUCGGUAUUAAUUCCACCUCACACGAGUAGUUCAUCAAGUUCAUCUGGUCCUGAUGAACCUGUUGAUGAUGAAGAUGAUGUUGCUAGCAUAGCCAAUACAGAAACAACAGAAACGACAUUAGUAGGAAAAAACGACAGUGAACUUUUGGAAGAGAUUGAAUCGUUAAAAAUUGAAUUGGAACAAAUGAAAACUCGUUGCGAAAAAGUUGAAAGAGAAAAAUCAGACAUUUUGUUGAGGAGGUUGGCAUCUUUUGACACGACAUCGACGAAAACGGCUGCUUCUGAGGUUUUAAAACUACAGCAAAAAUUAAACGAACUUUCAAAUCAAUCAGAAGAUUUAAAAGACGACAAUAAAAGUUUAUCGUUAAGAGUUAAAGAAUUAGAAAAAGAAUUAGAAGAACAAAAGAAUGUUGGUAACGCUGGAAAAAGAGCAGAAGAACUUCAGGCAAAACUAGCAGCUGCGGAAACAUUAUGCGAAGAACUCAUGGACGAAAAUGAAGAAAUGAAAAAAGAACUUCGAGAACUCGAAGAUGAAAUUGAAGAAAUGCAAGAUAAUUUUCGAGAAGAUCAAGCCGAUGAAUAUUCAUCCCUUAAAAAAGAACUCGAACAAAGUACUAAAAAUUGCAGGAUUUUAUCAUUCAAAUUAAGAAAAGCUGAAAGGAAAUCUGAAGAAUUGGAAGCUGAAAAACUCCACGCAGAAAUGAAAUUAAAAGAGGUUUCAGGUUCGAACGGAUUGACAACCAUGGAUAAAAUUAAAAAAUUAGAAGGCGAAUUGAAAAUAUCAAAUGAAUUGUCUACAAGACUGACGAAAGAAUUAGAAGAAGCCAAUAAAAGACUGAAAAAAUUUGAAAAUAAUCAAAAUGUUCAAACCGUUAAAAACAAUCUUAAACCUGGAGGAACCGAGAAAGUACCGAGAGCUUCUUUGAUGAGAGGAGGAUCACAAGAAGAUCCACAACAACUUCUUAGAGAUUUACAAGAUUCUUUAGAGCGUGAAGCUGAUUUAAAAGAACAAUUAAGAUUUGCAGAAGAAGAGGCUGCAAACCUUAGAAAAAAAGCAGCACGAGUUGAGGAAGACAAUGAUUCUUUAGCAUUACAACUCAAAAAAAUGGCUACUAAAGCCAAAUCUUCUAGAAAAAACAGUCCAUCGACGAAUACUCGAACUCCUAAACCCGUCAUUGAAAAAGACGAAGGGAUUUCAGAUGAAGAGGAUCCAACAGAAUUGCGACUACUAUUGGAUUUAAAUGAACAGGAAUCAGCCGUGCUAAGAAAAAAAGUAGAAAAAUUAGAAGCGGAUUUAGAAGCACAAGAGAAAAAAAUGAGAGAUUUAGAAGAAAAAUUAGCUUCUUGUAAAAAAUCCGGAGAUGGUUUUAAAAAAACUUCAUCCGGAACCGGAAAUCUAUUCGAUAAUGAUAAUUUAAAAGCAUCAGAAGAAAAAAUUAACGAAUUGAAAAAAAAAUUAUUAGAAAAAGAAAAUGAAUUGGAAAAAAUGAAGAAAAACCAAUCAUCAUCCCCAAUAAAAAAACAAAUAACAAAAACAAAUCAACAAUUAAUUAAAAAUUUAAAAAAACAAUUGGAAAUGGUCGAACAGGAAGCCAUUGUUUUAAGAACAAAAUUAAACGCGCUCGAAUCCGAUAAUGAAAAAUUAACGGCCGAAAAUAAAAAACUUAUUUUAUAUAAAGGAACUAAAAAAUUAACGUCGUCAAAUGAUGAAAACGUUAUUUUAAAAUUAGAACAAAAAUUAAAAGAUUCUGAAAAACAGGUCAAAGAAUUAAACGAAAAAUUACAAGCUAUUAAUAAUAAUAAUAAUAAUAAUAAUAAUGAAAACACAUCUACUACGAUUAAUACUUCCGAGACUGAUAAAUUAAAAAAAGACUUGAAAUUAAAAAUGGACGAAAUCGAUAAAUUGACAAAAGAAAUCAAAAAUAAAGAUGAGACGUUGAAAAGGUUGAGAGAGGAUGGUUUGGCCGAAGCGACAGAAUUUUAUAAAAAUAGAAAACCGAAAAAACCAACGGAUCUCACCACGAAAAUACAACUUAAAAAAAUGAUACAAGAAUCGGAAAAUGAUAUAAGUGAUUUAUUAGUAUUGGUUAAAAAUUAUAAAUUCCAGACAAAAAAUGAAAAAUCAAACGAAUUGGAAGAAAAGAAUAAAUUGAUUAAAGAAUUAAAUGAUAAAAUUGAAGAAAUGAAAAACGUUAAAGAUGAGGAAAUAAAAAAAUUAAACGAAAAUAUAAAAAAAUUAAAAAAGGAAAAGGAAGGAUUAAAAACGGAAAUGAAUAAUAAUUUGAAAGAAGAAAAAGAAAAUUCAAUUCUAGCACAAGAAGAAAUAAAAAUUUUUGCUAAAAAAUUAGAAGUUUCGAAUAAAGAAUUGGAAGAGGAAAGAGAAAACGUUAGAAAAUAUAAAAAACAAUUGGAAAAUUUUGAUAAACUCGAAAAGGAUAAGGGACAAUUGGAAAAAGAUUUAAUUGCCAAGGAAAAAGAAACGACGGAAGUUAAAAAUAAAUUGACGGAAGUUGAAGAAAAAUUAAGGAAAGCGGAAAAAAAUUUAACGAUCAAUCGUAAAAAAGUUUCCAAUUUGGAGAAAAACGUUGAAGAAAUCGAAGAGAUUAAAAAUUCGCAAAUGAAAAAAUGUCAAUCGUUGGAAUCGGAAAUUUUAGAUUUGAAAAAUUCAAAUACUUUUCUCAAAACUAAAAUAUCUGAACUUGAAGAUGAAAUAAAAAAAGACAAAACGAUAAUAAAAGAUCUCGAAAAUUCGAUUCGAGAAGAAAGAGAAAAAGCAACGGAUGAAUGUUUAAAAGCUGGAUCUCUAGAAAAGAAAGAAAUAAUGGCGCUUAGAGAUGAUUUAUCGAAAAAAACAAAACAAUUAGAUGAAUUAACGCAAAAAUUAGAAACAUCCGAAAAGGAACGGAAAUCCCUCGAAGAAAAUAUUAAAAAAACGGAAACGAAAGCAACGAAAGACAAAGAAAUUUUCGAAAGUAAAAUUUCUUCUCUGGAAAAAGACCUCAACGCGGAAAAAAGAAAUGGUGAAAGAAUAAAAAUUACACACGAUAAAGAAGAAAAAAAUCGAGAAAUGGAAUUAUCCGCAUUAAAAUCUAAAAUUAAAACAUUGGAACAAUCGACGAAUGUAACGAAUAAAAAAAUGGCGGAUUUAAAAGAAGAAUGGACGUUUAAAAUUAAGGAAUUAGAAAAAGAAGUUUCCGAAGAGAAAAAAAAAUACGAAGAUUUAACAACGAAAUAUGAAAUAUUGGAAGAAGAACAUGUCGUUACAAAAGCUCAAUUAGUUAUGGAAAAAGAACAAGCGCAAUCACAAGUCGGUAUUAAUAAAAAAGACAUUGUUAAACUCGAAACGGAAUUACAAAAUUUACAAGAUACUUUACUCAACAGACAAGAAACUUGGAUGAAAGAAAAAAAAGAAUUGCAGGAAAAAAUAAAAGAAAAUUCUCAGAAAACAUUAGGAAAAUGGGAAUUGGAAAAAUCAAAACUUCAAGCAUUAGCAGACGAACAAAAAUCAUUGGCUGAACAAUUACGACAGCAAAAUAAAUCUGUCGUGGAACAAAUGGAACACAUGAGAAAAGAAAACGAAGAACUUAGAAAAAAAUUAGAUGAUUUCGACAAGGUGUCAAAAAUACAUAAGCAAAUGUCGGCGGAUACGAGUCAAUUGGAAAUGCAAUUAAGAGAAGCGCAAACGAAAUUGGCGGUAGAAGAAAAAAAUUACAAAACGGAUAUGGCGGCUUUAAAAUUGAGAUACGAAAAUAGAGUUAAUUUAAUAAGCGGAGAACUUCAAGCAUCUCAAAAUCAUUUAUCGAGAUUUAAAAGAGAGAGAGACAACUACAAACACAUGCUCGAAGAAGCACAAAUGCAAAUGGCCAAUUUGAAAAAAGGAAGUCAACCGGAUGUAACUGGAGAAUUAAAAGAUAGUAAAACGGCUAUGGCAGUUUUGGAACAACAAAUUUCUUGCAUGGAAGAUGAAUUGACCGAAUCGCGACUGGAAUGUUCUAAACUCAAAACCGAAUUGGUAUCAGAAAAAUCUGCUUGGGAAGUUAAAAUAUCAGAAUUACAAUCGAAAAUCAACGAGCUGGAAGAAGAAAAAAUUCUUUCAAGCGGAAGAACAAAAAUUGUCGGAUUACGUACGAAAAUGGAAUUGUCGUGGCAGAAGGAAAGAGAAGAUCAACAAAGGCUUUUACAGGAAACGUCAGCAUUGGCGAGAGAUUUGAGACAAACUUUGUACGAAGUGGAAAGAGAAAGGGAUAAAGUUAAACUGGAAUCGAAAAGGACGCAGGAACAAGUCAAAAGAGCUUCCGAAGAGGAAAUGGAAGAAAAUCGUAAAAAAAUAACCGAACUUCAAUGCGAUCUUUUAGAAUUACGAGAUGCACAUGCAAAACUUCGAACGACAAAUGAAAAAUUAAGAAGAGAAACGGAACGUUGGAACCGGGAAAAUAGAUCAUUGCAAAAAUCUAAAAUAAAAACGGAAGAAGAAGAGAGAAAAGUUCAACUCCUCCUGGACAACAUUGAUUUACUAUUAAAAGCAACGUUUGAAAAAAAAACAACGGGAAGGUAUCUGGAGUCAUCGUCGUCAUCAAAGAAAAGAGCUGGUUCAAAGUCCAGGGAAUCAUCUCCGCUGUCAUCAACAACAACAACAACAACAACAGGAGGAAACUUUCCACAAGAUGAAAUACAAUUGAUUUUACAAAGGUUGAGUGAAACAGCAGAAGACAUACGACUUAAAACACAAUCGGAUGAUAGAUUUAUGGAUGAGAGAAGUAAAAGAGCUUCAUCCGUUGGCUACAGAAGCCUGAGAGCGGCAUCCACGGAAUCCGAUUUCGCAUCCGAAACAUCGACGGUCACAAAAAGGCCGAUUAAUAAAACAUCUAAAAAAAGUAACUUGCACAGGAAAUCGUUAUCAUUAUCAGAAACUACCGGACCUGGAGCUCAGGAUCAGAUGAUCUGGAGAGAAGAUAAUGAUAACGACGGAAGUCUCACGUCACUGGAAGAUCAUACCGGAUCCCGAUAUAAAAAUAUAAAUUUUCGGGAAAAUUCAAUGGAUUCCAGGUUGAGCGGGGGUUCGACUCAAUCCGAAUUCAUCGGUGGAGAAAAAAAAAAAAAAAAAAAAGGAUUAUUUGGAAAAUUAAAAAAAUUAACGAAAAGCAAAAGCAUCGAUGACACGACCGGAAGUCACGACGAUUUAAUGAGGGGAGGAGAAUCCGAUUCCGACAUGAGUACCGUCGGUGACGUCAAAGGCACAAAGAAACAUUUUAAAGAAAAAUUUUCCGAAAUGUUUAAAAAAGAUGCACAGUCUAAAAAUUCAACAUCGAAAUCGUCGAAGAAUUUACAAAGAGCAUCGCCGGAUCCGACAUCGAAAUCGACGUCUUUAGGAAGACCUUUGGAUACGACAACAAGAAAUCCUGUUGCGUCGUCUAUGAUGCACAAACCUUGA
This is a messenger RNA of Pediculus humanus corporis (human body louse), 6261 nucleotides long. Its product is annotated as Centromeric protein E, putative. Bases 1 to 6261 code for a protein of 2086 amino acids. The transcript is spliced from 31 exons. NCBI's taxonomy places the organism in Eukaryota, Metazoa, Arthropoda, Insecta, Psocodea, Pediculidae. The record is from RefSeq and is a predicted model, not a curated record.